Messenger RNA from Haemonchus placei, 228 nucleotides. The record is from the annotation of a GenBank genome assembly. Lineage: Eukaryota; Metazoa; Nematoda; Chromadorea; Rhabditida; Trichostrongylidae.
AUGUCGCAAUGGGCCGAGAUACUGGAGGCAAACAAGGAAAACCUACCGUAUCCCGUGGAUUUUUCCGAUCAGAAACCUACAGUAUCUGACAGAAGGGAUGCUGUGCUGCCCGAAGUCGACGUUGAGGUCAACACGUUUCAUUCGCCAUUGUCACANUGUCACAAAAGUCCAGUGCAUCUGUUCAAAGCCAAGGUAAGUCUAGAUGUCGAAUUCUAUCUCACUUUCUAA